Salvia splendens (bonfire salvia) is the source of this 858-nucleotide messenger RNA. Its product is annotated as haloacid dehalogenase-like hydrolase domain-containing protein At4g39970. Gene Ontology annotation, molecular function: hydrolase activity. Lineage: Eukaryota; Viridiplantae; Streptophyta; Magnoliopsida; Lamiales; Lamiaceae. Bases 100 to 462 code for a protein of 120 amino acids. The transcript has 8 exons. The record is from RefSeq and is a predicted model, not a curated record.
AAUCAGAAUUCUACAGAAUUGAACUUAAAGGAGUUGAUUUACAAUUCAAUUCCAAAUCAUAGAAAUAAAGGCCUAAUUAAUUUAGUUGUUUGUUUCGUGAUGUUGGUGCAGGACUGGAAGACGGAGAGGUACAAAGAAAUAAUUAGAUCCGGAACUGUUGAGCCCAGACCAGGAGUUUUGAGAUUGAUGGACGAGGCAAAAGCUUCUGGAAGAAAGCUAGCCGUCUGCUCUGCUGCAACUAAGAGUUCAGUAGUUUUGUGUUUAGAAAAUCUAAUUGGAUUGGAGCGCUUCCAAGGCCUCGAUUGCUUCCUAGCAGGGGAUGAUGUGAAGGAAAAGAAGCCCGAUCCGAUGAUCUAUGUCACAGCCGCCAAGAAACUAGGCGUGUCGGAGAAGGAUUGCUUGGUGGUAGAAGACAGUGUUAUGGAUUGCAGGCUGCAACGGGAGCAGGAAUGUCGUGUGUGAUCUCAUACACGUCGUCUACUGCUAACCAGGAUUUCACAGCAGCAGCAGCAAUCUACCCUGACUUGAGCAAUGUCCGAUUGGCGGACUUGGAGGCGUUGCUUGGAGACGUCGUGGCUGCAAAGUAAAUCUCGAAGGUUUACGAUUUCCGGACCAAAUCUUGCCUCAUGGUAACAUUUAUACAUCAAUGAGAAAAUAGUUGGUUUAAGUGAGUUGAUAAGAAGGUAUUGACAACUUCAGCUUUGCAUUCUUGCUAUAAUUCAAUCUUUGGCUGCAAAUGGCUAUAUAGUUAGUUAAGAACCUUGGUUGUGUAUUGAAUGUAUUAAGACCUUGCUCAAGUGUCUUGAUAAGUUCUAAAACAACUCAUCAAGCAAUACUUAUUUUCAUUUUUUGUUCAAA